AUGGAUGAAACUAUUGGGGAAGGUGUCACUGGAGGCACAGAUAAUGGCCACCUUUCUGCUUCUCCGGUGAUGUUCUUCAGGGUUUUGUAUGAAAGCAAACAAGGUGAGUUGAACGGAGUUUUAAGUACACCUUACUGUUUGUUAUCCUUCUAAGUAAAUUAAUAGCGUUCCUACGUUGCGAUUCGCAGGUGCCUGAAAAGCAAGGAAAUACAUACCAAACAAUAGAUAUGAUUUUGACGACAAUCUCUAUUUUACCAUGUUCUCCAAUCACCAGAGUCGGAAAUGACUCUCAUAUAACAAUUGAGGUUGCACAAUGCACGGUCGAGGAGAUCUCAAACACCACAUGUUGGACAUCACUUCAGGAAUCGAUACCAUCAAAAUUAUACUAUUUCAUUGAAACUGUCGUUAAAGGAACUGUAGGAUCCUACGGCCUUCAAGUAGCUGCCAUGAAACUUGUUCUCCCCCAAAUUGAUGGCUAUAUCGUACGCAACGAUAUUAUCGAGAGAAGAUUGCUCAAUUGUACUCUCAUUGAAGGAACAAUGGACUUCACGGAGCCACGGGAGAAAGUGCAUGCACUGAGAACAGGACUCACAAUGCAAUUAGCAUUUGAACAUGCUAUUGGGGCGAUCUCGCUUAAACUAUGUCUCGGGGUGAAUUCGGAAACAGUAAAGUUUCUGCUUCUUCAACUCGAGUCUGAAAUUGCCGCACGACUUGGUUUCCCCUGGAUACUCGAUGCACCACUUCGGAAAAAGCGCCUGGUCAUUGUUGAAGGCCGACCACAUCCUACUGAAUCGGCUGCCUCGGAGGGACCCUAUCGGGCCACUAAGGCUCUUGGGAUCGAAGUUGUCGUUCUGGAUCACGAAGGCCACUGGCUGCAGGAUCAUCAGUUCGCUCAUUUGCGGGAUGAGUUCAUCUCGUGUGACUUGACAGUUGACGAAAAUCUCCCUGGUCGAAUAAUCCAAGCUAUGAGAAAGAGCAGGAAUGACAUAGAUGGAAUUAUCACGUACUCGGACAAACUUCUCGUUGCAACUGCACAGGUAGCAAAUAUUUUGAGACUCCCUGCCGAUCCAGCCGUCACCAUCGAGCGUUGUAGUGACAAAGGCAAAAUGCGCGAGAUCACCACACCGGAGUUGGUUCUUUCCGUCACAGGCGUGGACGAUUUGAGAGAGCAGAUCGAAGCUCUCAAAAUCCCUUUGCGAUACCCACUUAUCGUCAAACCUGGCAGAGGACAAUCUUCAGAAGGGGUUCACAUGGUUAACUCUGAAAUGGAACUCUUUUCUGCUGUACAAAAGGACCAAACAGUGUUUCCAGGAAAGUCCUAUCUCGUCGAACCCUAUAUCUCGGGCCCUGAGGUGGACGCAAACAUUGUACUAUUGAAUGGAGAAAUCAUUUUCAACGAGACUAACGAUGAUUUUCCUUCAUUUGCGGAGCGCCAUAGAACAGAUUCGUCUUCAUUUGCAGAAACAUCAACCAUUAUGCCCUCUAUUCUCCCUCAAUCAGAGCUCUUUUUGUUAAAAUCCGUUUUGUCCGAGGCUUUGAUGAAACUUGGAUUGAGAAACGGAGUGUUCCAUAUCGAGGCACGAAUUCAAAAUAGCUCGAUGAGAUAUGAACAUCAACAAGGGGACUUGGAGCUAACAAGACUUCCAUAUCGCCAAUCUUCCACGCCACUUUCCGAACCUACUAUUUUUUUCAUUGAAAUCAACGCAAGAACGCCAGGACACCAAGAAUCAUUCGCGGUUGAAUUCACAUACGGGAUCGACUAUUAUGCACUCUACACGCUCUUGGCUGUCUCCCCACAUUUAUCACUGGCAUACAUGCAUGGGGAAAACAACAAAAAUCCCGAGAGUCAGAGGCUACAUGCACUUACUUAUCCAUUUCCACCACAUGUUCAAUUUCCCACAAACAUUGUUUUCAUUCCGGUAACUCGUGGAGGCACGUUUGUAUCGGCAAAACCUCUUCACAAAGAAUUGAUGAGCCAUAUAUUGAGUUACAAGAUUUUGAUGAAGACAGGGGACAUAAUUGAGGACCCAGUAGCAACUGGGAAAUGGCCGUUUAUUGCGUAUUUCCUGGUUAUAUCUAGGUCCGUAGGAGCAGAGGGUAGAAGGCAGGUAAGGACACUUGGAGAAUUUGUGAGAUCCGCAUUUGAAGUCGAAAUCAUUUGA
This is a messenger RNA of Hymenoscyphus albidus, 2162 nucleotides long. Lineage: Eukaryota; Fungi; Ascomycota; Leotiomycetes; Helotiales; Helotiaceae. The record is from the annotation of a GenBank genome assembly.